This is a messenger RNA of Brassica oleracea var. oleracea, 2793 nucleotides long. RefSeq names its product mechanosensitive ion channel protein 8-like. The transcript has 6 exons. Lineage: Eukaryota; Viridiplantae; Streptophyta; Magnoliopsida; Brassicales; Brassicaceae. Gene Ontology annotation, molecular function: mechanosensitive monoatomic ion channel activity. Gene Ontology annotation, biological process: transmembrane transport; monoatomic anion transport. The record is from RefSeq and is a predicted model, not a curated record. Bases 94 to 2793 code for a protein of 899 amino acids. Gene Ontology annotation, cellular component: plasma membrane.
UUGUGCCGUGCAUCAUAACAAGCGCCGAAGUUUAUGUUUCCUUGUCUAAACAUUUGUAAUUUUGUUUUUUUUUAAUUUCGUUCAUUUUUUCCGAUGAGUUUCAGAAACUCCUUCAAAUCUCACAGCACGUACAAACAGAUACGAAGCCCCGGUAAUCAAAGUGAAGCAAGCCCUGAGAACCGUCCGAUUCUCCAUGACCACGAUCACCACCUUGGCAUGGCCCACCGCAAAACAGAGAGCUCUCGUUCUAGCCUCGACGACGGCCGAAACGCACCCUUGGAACGAGAUUCCAGCUACAAGUUCUGGCAAGAAAACACUGGAACUUCCGAGGAGCCGGCACGAACCAGCCUUAAAGAUCCGACCACUAUUAAUCGACAGAGCGGGACACUGAGCGACAGCUUCAACUUCGGAUCAGGGAAGCCGCAGCCGCCUAUGGAGGAGCCAAAGUCUGGAGGAGAACAUCGACAAUGGGGAGGUAGAGGAGAGAUCACACUCGACGUGGAUCAAGACAACGAUGACGUAAGUCACCAGACACAACCAACCCCUACAUCAACGGCUCGUUCAUCAUUCGACCCGGCGAGGGACUUACGAGUCUCUUUCAACGUUCAAAAAGCUGGUAUAAACUUCGUCGGCUCGGUUCCUUCUUCGUCCACUACUCCAAAGUCCACUACUCCUUCGUCUUGUUCGCCCAGGACAAUGCGGACGAAUCAAGAGUCCCAUCAGCAGGAAGAAGAGGUUGUGAGAUGCACAUCAAACAGGUCGUUUCAGAGGAAAGCAGAGCUUGUUUCAAGAACCAAGACAAGAUCCAGGCUUCAAGAUCCACCACAGGAGGAAGACACAUCGUACUCUGGAUGGCGAUCGGGUCAGUUAAAAUCCGGUUUACUCGGGGAUAUUGAUGAAGAGGAUGAUCCAUUAGCGGAGGAAGAUAUACCUGACGAGUAUAAGAAAGGGAAACUCGACGCUAUAACCUUGCUCGAGUGGCUUAGCUUAGUGGCUAUAAUAGCUGCAUUAGCGUGUAGUUUAUCGAUCCCUUCUUGGAAGAAAGUGAGAGUUUGGAACCUUCAUCUGUGGAAAUGGGAAGUGUUCUUGCUUGUUCUUAUAUGCGGGAGGCUGGUCUCUGGAUGGGGAAUCAGAAUCGUCGUCUUCUUCAUCGAGAGAAACUUUCUUUUGCGGAAACGAGUUCUUUACUUUGUCUACGGUGUCCGGAGAGCUGUUCAGAACUGUCUCUGGCUCAGUAUGGUUCUUAUCGCUUGGCGUUACUUGUUCGACAAGAAAGUACAACGAGAGGCGGAUAGCAAGUUUCUUCCUUACGUAACCAAGAUCUUGGUGUGUUUCUUGUUGAGCACUAUCUUAUGGUUGAUCAAGACGCUGGUGGUCAAAGUCCUCGCUUCUUCGUUCCACGUCAGUACUUACUUUGACCGGAUUCAAGAAGCUCUGUUUAACCAGUACGUGAUCGAGACGUUGUCGGGUCCUCCCAUGAUUGAGCUGAGCAGGAUUGAGGAAGAGGAAGAGAGGGCGCAACAAGAGAUUUUCAAGCUGCAGAACGCAGGUGCUAAGUUACCGCCUGAUCUCUGCGCGGCUGCGUUUCCGCCGAGAAAGAGCGGGAGAGUGCUGAAUCCGAAACUCUCAACGGUCAUCUCGAAAUCAGCAGCUGAUGGUGGAAUCAGCGUGAAGCACCUUCAGAGUAUGAAUCAUAAGAACAUCUCAGCUUGGAACAUGAAGAGGCUAAUGAAGAUUGUGAGGCAUGUUUCGCUCACCACGUUGGACGAGCAGAUGCAAGAAACCACGAACGAAGAUGAAUCCACCAGACAGAUAAGGAGCGAAAAAGAAGCUAAAGCAGCUGCAAGGAAGAUUUUCACGAACGUGGCUCGCCGCGGCUCAAAGCACAUUUACUUGGACGAUUUGAUGAGAUUUUUACGUGAAGACGAGGCGGUGAAGACAAUGUACCUCUUCGAAGGUGCACCAGAGACAAGAAAGAUCAGCAAAUCAGCUUUGAAGAAUUGGCUGGUCAAUGCUUUCAGAGAGCGAAGAGCUCUUACCUUGACACUCAACGACACCAAGACAGCUGUGAACAAACUUCAUCACAUGAUCAAUAUUGUCACUGCCAUUGUCAUAGCUGUCAUAUGGCUUGUACUUCUGGAAAUCGCAUCCUCCAAAAUACUUCUCUUCGUAAGUUCACAAGUUGUACUAUUGGCCUUCAUCUUUGGGAACACGGUCAAGACUGUCUUCGAGUCCAUCAUCUUCUUGUUCAUCGUGCAUCCUUACGAUGUUGGUGAUCGCUGUGAGAUUGACGAUGUACAGUUGGUGGUGGAGGAGAUGAACAUACUUACCACAGUGUUCUUGAGAUAUGACAAUCUGAAGAUUAUGUAUCCGAAUAGUCUUUUAUGGCAGAAAUCGAUCAGCAAUUACUACCGCAGUCCAGACAUGACUGAUACAAUCGAGUUUUGUGUCCACAUUACUACGCCUCAUGAAAAGAUUGCAACGAUCAGGCAAAGAAUAUCAAACUACAUUGACAACAAGCCAGAGUAUUGGCACCCAUCAGCUAAGAUCGUUGUAAAGAACGUGGAACAGUUGAACAUGGUAAGGUUAGUAAUUUGGCCAGAUCACAGGUUUAAUUUCCAAGACAUCCUUGAGAGAUGGGCAAGAAGAUCCGUCUUGGUCGAAGAAAUAAUUAAGAUCCUCCUCGAACUCGACAUUGAGUACCGGUUUUAUCCAGUGGGUAUCAAUGUCAAAGCAAUGCCUACAGUUGUCUCCAGCAGAGUUCCACAAGGCUGGUCGCAAACCCCUGCUUGA